Callithrix jacchus (white-tufted-ear marmoset) is the source of this 6749-nucleotide messenger RNA. Its product is annotated as cell cycle control protein 50B. The record is from RefSeq and is a predicted model, not a curated record. Lineage: Eukaryota; Metazoa; Chordata; Mammalia; Primates; Cebidae. Gene Ontology annotation, biological process: phospholipid translocation. Gene Ontology annotation, cellular component: endoplasmic reticulum; plasma membrane; Golgi apparatus.
ACAGAAUUUUUAUUAAAUUGAAAACAUCGAUGCUUUAAAAACUAAGCUGAAGCAGAAAAUAGACUGGGGAAAGGGACUGUCAUGCUCUCUUGAUGUCAGGAAAAGAGUACUUACGAUUGAAAUUUAUUUUCUUUUUAAUCACUUUCAAAUCACACAGGGUUAAUUUACAGUAUAAAGUUCUUUAGGAAACCAUAAUCCAAAUGGUUUUAUCUUCUUCUGUGUCUCAUUUCCAUUUUAUUAGCAAACCGAACAAAAAAUAUAGAAAGCAGGCAUAGGCUGGAUACAGUGACUCACUCCUGUAAUCCCAGCACUUUGAGAGACUAAAGCAGGAGGAUUGCUUGAGCCCAAGAGUUUGAGACCAGCCUAAGCAACAUGGUGAAACCAGAUGUCUACAAAAAAUACAAAACUCAACCGGGUUGUGGUGGUGCACACUUGUGGUCUCGGCUACCCAAGAGGCUGAGAUGGGAAGAUCACUUGAGCCUGGGAGGUGGAGGUUGCAGUGAGCCAAGAUUGUGCCACUGCCCUCCAGCCUGGGUAACAGAGUGAGACCCUGUCUCAAGAAAAAAAAAAAGAAGGUAGGCAUAAUCAAAUUUGCACUUUGUAUAGUAUUAGAGACUGUCCUACAUGCUGGUUGGCAUAAACAAGGGUGGAGCCAUUUAAUAGACAGAAACCUGUAUCUAGGUUUGAAAAACUCAUUUAUUAAUUGAAAGGCUGAGCAAACCAGGCUCACGUACAGGACUGGAAAGACCUGUGCUUUAUGGAUGUGUGUGUGGUGGGGUGGGAUACGGGGCUUUAUUUGACUAUAAGUGCAAUGUGACUCAACAUUGUAAUCUAAAAUGUGCCAAAAAGGCAUAUACAAUCUUAGGAAUGAUAAGUGCAGCACCCAGAAGGGAAUAUUGCAAGUUUGACACAGAGCUAUGGCCACAUCAGAAUUGUGCAGUAUUCCAUUCUGAGCACCACAUUAAAGGAGUUGCAUUGGCAGACUGGAAUCUAUCCUUGAAAGGGUAAUCAGGAUGUUGAAGAAUCUCAAAACUUGACAAGGAACAAUUGGUAAAAUAACCUUGAGGAGUCAUGAUUGCUGAUUUCUAAUAUUUGAGGUAUUGUCAGGUGCAAGAAGGAAUAGGCUUUCCUUUCUGUUUCUCCAAGGGGCAACACAGAACCAACUAAGAACUUUUUAAACAGCUGUCUAAGUCAAACAGGUUGUUGAGGUAGUCAAUUCCCUAUUAAUUGGGAAGCUCAACAAGUUAUGUGCCAGGCACGGUUGUAUUCAUUUGUUUAUUGUUGCAUAACAAAUUACUCCAAAGUUUAAUGGCUUAAACCAACAUACAUUUACCAUCUCACAGUUUCUGUGGGUCAGGAGUCUAACCACAGCUUAGCUGAAGGUCUCAUGAGGUUGCAGUCAAGCUGCAAUGAGAACUGAAAUCUGUCUGAAGACUUGAUUGAGGACAGAGAAUCCACUUCCAAGUUCACUCUUGUAGUUUGUUGGAAAGCCUCAUUACCUCACUGGUUGAUGGAGCUGUAGCAGGUUGAAUUGUAUCUCACAAAAAGAUAUGUUCGUAGGUUCCAACUCCUGGUACCUGUAAAUGUAACCUUAUUUGGAAAUAGGAUUUUUGCAGAUGUAAUCAAGUGAGGAUGAGGCCAUGCUGGAUUAAAGUAGACCCUUAAUCUAAUAACUAGUAUCCUUAUUAGAAAGAAAAGCCACACAGAGCACAGAGACACAAAGAUACACAGGGAAGAAAGCCAUGUGAAGAUGGAGACAGAGAUUGCAGGAAUGCAGCUACAACCAAGGAACACCAAGGAUUCCUAGGAGCUACAAGAAUCUAGUGAAGAGGCAAGGAGGGAUUCUUCUCUAGAGCCCUCAGAGGCAACAUAGCCCUGCUGGCACCUUCAUUUUGGACUUCUAGCCUCUAAAACUCUGAGAUGAUACAUUUCUGUUGUUUAAAGCCAUCUAGUUUGUGUUAAUUUGUUAGACAGCCCUAGGAAAUGAAUACAGAGGCUUCCUUUAGUUCCUUGCCACUUGGACCUCCCCACAGGGCUACUUCCUGAUAUGGAAACUAGCUUUCCCAAGGGAGUAAUCCAAGCAAGAAAUAGAGUGUGAGAGAACACUCAAUAUGGGAAACAUGGUCUUUUAUAACGUAACCUUAGAAAUGGCAUCCCAUUACUGCUGCUGUUCUAUUAUUUAGAAGUGACUCAACUAGUCUAGCCCAUGCUCAAGGAGAGGGGAUUACACCAGGGUAUGAAUAUCAGGAGUCAGGAAUCAUGUGGAGUAAUCUUAGUGACUGCCUAAAAGACUGGUGCCAGGCCUCGAUGAUGCUUUCUAGAUGUUCAUGACUUAGUGGGAAAAAUGAAUGUGUAUAUAAACAAGCGAUAGUCUAUGUGUUAGAUAUAGCAAGGCAGGCUUUGAAACUGGACAAUGGAACUGGAAUUUGAGUCCGGACACCAUUAUUUACUAAAUCCUUCUGGAUGACUUACUAAAGGUCUCUGAGCCUUAUCUUUCUCAUCUGCUUAAAUGGGAGAUAAUGCUGUCAUUAUAGCAUAUAUAAGAUAAGCAUGCAAAACCAUGUAGUAUGGUAUCAAACAUACAGUAGGUGCUUAUUUAAGAGUAAUAGUUAGGAUUAUUUUAGGUAUUUUAGUAGUGGUAAGUAAUCAGUAAGAAAACGUAAUCACUGUUAAUGAGAUGACAUAUUUAAUAUAGCAUCUUUGUUAAUAGUGUCUAAAACUAGUUAAGAUUGCCUGAUUUACCUGAGCUGGCGGGAAAAACCGGCCCCAUGAGCAUCCUCUGGGCUGGCCCAGUGCACAGGGGGAGACGCUCCAUGGCUGGUCCUCCCUCUGUCAGCCCAUGCGGCCGCCAUGACCUGGAGCACCACCUCCCGGGGCGCCCACCAGCUCAACAGCACCACAUUGACGUGGCAGCUCUUCCCCGUGCAACCGCUGCUGUUGGCUAGCAUCACACUGCAGCUCUUCUUCUAUGUGGGCCUGGCCUUCAUCGGUCUGGACCUCUAUUACUCCUCCAGCAGCAUCAAGGAGCUGGAGUACAACUACACUGGCCACCCGAGCACCAGGAACUGUUCCGUGUGUGCCACGGCCUGCCAGGGCUGGGCACCACCGCCUACCUGCUCAUGUGCCUGGUACUUCUCACCGUCUGAGCUCUUCCAGGGCCCCGUGUACCCCUACUACGUGCUGACCAACUUCUGUCAGAACAACCGGUGGUACGCAGUAUGCUGCGACAAUGCACAGCUGAGCGGGCUGCCCAGCACACUGCACCACCCAGUCAAUGGGCACAUCCCCUGCACCACCUGCCUAUCCGCACCCUGCAGCGCCAUCACCAACAGCCUCUUCAAUGAUUCCUUCUCGCUGUGGCACCAGCGCCAGCCCUGCGGGCCCUGCAUGAAGCUACCGCACUGCACCAGCAUCGCCCAGUAGACUGACUACCCCCCCAAGUUCCACAACCCACUGCAUGUCAACUGCAGCCUGGUACUGGCCUUGCAUGGCACAGCACCCCCACUCCACUGGCGCCGGCCAGUCUAUGAUAAGUUCAGCCCCAUCUCCAACAACAUGGGCUUCAUCAACCAGGGCUUCGUGGUGUGGAUGCUCAUGGUGGCGCUGCCCACAUUCCGCGAGCUGUAUUUGCACAUCUGUUAGGGCUACUACUCACCUCGUGGCGCCUACGGCGUCAACAAUGCCUACAACUAUCCUGUGCGUGCAUUCGGCAGCCACAAGCUCCGCAUCUUCAGCAGCAUCUUGUGGAUGGCUGGCAAGAACCCCUUCCUGGGCAUCGCCUACCUGGUCGUCAGCUUCCUCUGCAUCCUCACCGGCUUUAUCAUUCUGGUCAUCUACAUUCACUACCAGGACCAGAAAGAUGACGCCGAUGAGGAGGAAGGCUGAUUCCAGCUUUCCAACGACCCUUCCUGCUGCUUGCUAAAACUCUCACGAGCUUCUUUCAGCCUCUCCCCUUUACUCCUCAUCCUAUUCCAGUCUCUCCUCGCUUUUCCUCCCUUUGUGAAUGAGGGGGCCAGAGAAGGGACAAACCCCUUUGCUCUUGGGGGCUGCUAGAGUCUCUUGCCUGGUGGUGGAGGGUUGACUGCAGAGUGAAACAUCCCUUGCAAACUCUCCCUACCUCCUCCAUGAUACCUUGCCAUGUUAGGUUCUUCAAGUCUGAGAGUGGAAGGGAUCCCUGUAGAAACUCAUUUUCAACCCCUAUCAGAAGAAGAGAUUGAGAGACCUAGCAAUGUGAAAUAACUCAGUCAAGAUCAGGCAGCUAGCAAGUGGUUCCUGAUGCUGAGGCUAGAGCUUUUGCCACUACAGUACAGUGGUUUUCUUUUCUUUGUCGGGAGAGUGGGUUGGGAUGGAGAGUGAGGCCCACAAAUUACCUGCAGAGGCAUGGAGGGGUGUGGGAGAGCAUAUUUGUUAAAUAUACAGGUAGAUUAGGAGGCAUCAACCCCAGAGAUUCUGACACAGUAAUGCUGAGGUGAGAUGCUUGAAGCUGUUUUAACAAACUCCUCUGGAGACCUCCAUAUUCCCUCAAAUUUGGAAAUCACUGCUCUGAACCAGGUUGGACCUGAAGCAGUCACCUGAGUCCAGUUUUUCAGGUAGUAAUCUGUUCCCAGAGACAGUGACACCAUAAUGUUGCAGGUUUGUUAUGGCUCUCUACCUUAAAUAUAGUAAACUAUUAAUGACUUGUAGAAUUAAUUUUUUUUAAAAUCACUAUCUCUGAGCUGGGAGCGGUGGCUCAUGCCUGUAAUCCCAGCUCCCCGGGAGGCUGAGACAGAAGAAUCAAUUGAACCCAGGAGGUGGAGGUGGCAGUGAGCCGAGAUGGUGCCACUGUACUCCACCCAGCCUGGGUGACAGUAAGACUGUCUCAGAAAAAUAAAAUAUAAUAUAAUAAAUAAAAUAAAAUUUAAAAAUCACUAUCUCUGGAAAACUAGUUGGUGUACAGACUUGUAGGACAGGGUUUGUGUCAAUUCAUUUGAUAUUUUCAUAUAAAAGCAAACAGGCAAACUUUACCAGGUACUGUGUAGAAACGUGAAGAUGUGAGGCCAGUUUGUACAGUUCAGAGGGAAUGCUUUGACUGUAGAAUCAGAUAGCUGGAAGAGAUCUUUGAGGGAAAGUAAUUUCCCUAAAGUAACACCUAUGUCUCCUGGCCCAGUCUUUGUCAUUUAAUUUGUGUGUGUGUGCACGCAUGUGUGUGCACACUAACAGAGGGCUACAUUCAUACCUUUUCUCUUGGAUCCAGAAAAUUGUUUAUGUUUGACAAUGAAAUAUGUUUGUUUGUAGUAAUCAUAUUUGAAUCAGUACUAAGGCAUAUAUAGUCUUAUAUGUAAACUAGAAUCUUAAGAUUAUUUGAAUCUUUGUGAUAAUGUUAAAAGUCUUAGCUAAAAUCAUUCCAUUGAUUUUAUUGAUUGACUAACAUUAAUCAGUAUGUUUAAAGGUAUUCUAAGAAGCAAUAGUUUUAUUUUAGAAACCUGUCUUUCAUGGCAAAAUAGCUUAAAAUAACUUAAAAAAAAACCCUUUGUGAUACGUUACCAGUUUACAUGCUAAAAGCAAACAGUUAUUUGGUAUCUGUCAGACAGAAAUUCUCAGUGCCUGCUGUCUGUUAUAACUAUUUUCCAGUUACUAGUCAUUCGUUACUACUUAUCCUUAUUCAUUGAAAGCAGUGCAAAAUCUUGAAGUGUUUUUUAAUCAGUUAAGAAAUAUUGUAUUGAAUAGUUUGCAUUCUAGUUUUUUUAAUCUAGUUACUGAACAAUGAACAAUGUGCAUGUCACUGACAUCUGUCUCAGAGCUUCUGGGACAAUAAUGAUUUGAGAGAUUCUAUCCACUAUUACAUAUACCAAAAUAAUUCCAAUGUGUUGGCUUCCCAGCUUCUGAACAUGACACAAUUUUAUUAUCAGAUUUUGUAUGGUGAUUUUAGGCUAUGAAAACAUGAUUAUUAUGUGUACAUAGAGUAAUUUUUAUUUGUUAUGAAUGUUUGAACAGCUUGCUAGCCCAGCCCUCCUCUAUUCUGAAUAAGAGAGUUUGCUACAUUUUUUUACUAUGUAGUUGAGAAUAACAUGUAUUUUGUCAUUUUUAGAAUGGUCCGUUUAUUUCUAUAAAAUUUUAAAUGAGGCUGGGCCCAGUGGCUCAUGCCUGUAAUCCCAGCACUUUGGGAGGCCGAGGCGGGCAGAUCACUUGAGGUCAGGAGCUUGAGACCAGCUGGCCAACAUGGUGAAACUCCGUCUCUACUAAAAAUACAAAAAUUAGCCGGGUGUGGUGGUGUGCACCUGUAGCCCCAGCUACUCAAGAAACUGAGGCAGAAGAAUCACUUGAACCCUGGAGGUGGAGGUUGCAGUGAGCCGAGACCAUGCUACUGCACUCCAGCCUGGGUGACAGAGUGAGACUCUGUCUCAAAAAAAAAAGUUAAAUGAGACCAUGAAAGUUAAGGGGUUCUCAUUCUGAUUAAAUUAACAAAUAUGGUUCCAGGAUCUAUUCUCUGAGUUUUUGAAAGAGAAUAAAGCUUAUGUUUGUCUUUAAAAAAAUAUCCUGAUUUCAGGUAAUCUUUAAGGUGUUUGCUCACCCAGGGAAGUUCAGGUACCAGAGGAGGACUUUUUGUUUUUUUUUUAACUGUUAAGAUAACAGAAGAUAAUUGGAGAGUUUUGGAAAAUAGGUUGGGGGAGGGAGCAGAAAUAUUUGUGAUCUUACUAGUUAACAGAAUUGCUGCUUGGUCUGUUACUAAAAGCAUUUUGUUUCUCAAGUCCUGCUGUUUGCUUUUCAUU